ACAGACCCAAGGUCUUCCAAUUGCAGUAUCAGCUAAUACAUCCAAUACAGCAGACAGUCAUGCAGCACCCACAUCCCAGUGACCAGCCCACCUAUAUGCCGGAUGUGCCAUUCCAGCCGCUUUGGGGUCAGGAGGCUCCACCGCCGCCCAUUGUUCCCUACCAAGAGCUCAUCGCCGGGUUUCCCUGCACUGAUUUGUCUCUGUGGCAGCGCUCCCAAGUGACUCCUUUGGUGCCGCAGCGUCCGUCGACGAAUGGAAGGACCAAUGGCUCCUCCAGCUCUUCGAAGAAAACGCGACGCCGUGUGGCAUCAAUGGCCCAACGGAGAGCCGCAAAUAUCCGCGAACGCCGACGGAUGUUCAACCUAAACGAGGCCUUCGACAAGUUGCGCCGCAAGGUGCCCACUUUCGCCUACGAGAAACGGCUGUCCCGCAUCGAAACCCUUCGCUUGGCCAUCACCUACAUCGGCUUCAUGGCGGAGCUGCUGAGCGGCACGCCCUCGAACUCCCACAAAUCCCGGUCCGAUGUCUAUGGCAGCAUGAAUGGUCACCAUCAGGCGCCACCACCGGCUAUUCAUCCACAUCAUCUGCAUCCUGCGGCGGCGUAUCAACGCGACUUUGCCUCACCCUAUAAUCACAGUUUGUCCUAG
Molecule: messenger RNA, 647 nt
Organism: Drosophila santomea
Lineage: Eukaryota; Metazoa; Arthropoda; Insecta; Diptera; Drosophilidae
Gene: Fer3
Product: protein Fer3
Exons: 2
Coding region: 60-647 (195 amino acids)
Biological process (GO): regulation of transcription by RNA polymerase II; developmental process
Molecular function (GO): protein dimerization activity; DNA-binding transcription factor activity, RNA polymerase II-specific; RNA polymerase II transcription regulatory region sequence-specific DNA binding
Source: RefSeq, a predicted model, not a curated record